Symbiodinium sp. CCMP2456 is the source of this 5769-nucleotide messenger RNA. NCBI's taxonomy places the organism in Eukaryota, Dinophyceae, Suessiales, Symbiodiniaceae. The record is from the annotation of a GenBank genome assembly.
AUGGGGGCAUCGAGCAGUCGAGCUCCGCCGCCCCAUGCUGCAGCCCUCCAACUCCAAGCGGGCUGUGAUGUAGGUACCGUCGGCAAAUAUGCGUCUGUCUGCCACGUGCAUGGAAUGGCAGUGGCAGUGCCAAAUCGGGCUCAGAAAGUAUUGGCAGUGGACCCUGCAAGGGAUCAGACUUCGACGAUUGACCUCCCUGUCGGGAUUGACGCAAGCAGGUCCUACAAGUUUUCUUCGGUCUGCUAUGUGAAGGAAGUGCUUGUUGCGGUCCCUCUUGAUGCGGAGAAGAUCUUGGUGCUGAAUCCUUUAACUGGCCAGUCUCAAUCCAUCGGUCUGCCGUCAGGAAUGGAGGCAAGCAUGCCUUGCAAGUUUGGGUCUGUCUGCAGCGUGAACGGCCGAGCAGUGGCGGCACCAAGUGGUGCCGAGAAGAUCUUGGUGGUGGAUCCUGAAGAUGGCCACGUCUGGGGCAUUGAACUCCCCGUGGGCAUUGAUGCAAGCAAAUGCUGCAAGUAUCGGUCCGUCUGCAAUGUGAACGGGAAGGCCGUCAUGGCCCCCUGUAAUGCUGAGAAGAUCUUGGUGGUGGACCCUGAAGCUAGCCAGGCUUGGGCCAUCGACCUACCCUUUGGCGUUGAUGCACGCGCUGAGUGGAAGUAUUUCUCAGUUUGCAGUUUGAUGGGGAGGGCGGUGGCGGUGCCACUCGAUGCCGAAAAGAUCUUGGUGGUGGAUCCUGCAACAUGCCUGGCUCAAGCCAUUCACCUUCCUGCGGGGAUUGAUGCAAGCAGAUGCGACAAGUAUUGUUCCGUUUCCGUGGUGAGUGGAAGGGCAGUGGCAGUGCCAUGGAAUGCCAAGAAAAUCUUGGUGGUGGACCCUGCAACCGGCCAGGCUUUGGCCAUCGACCUCCCCACAGGAAUUGAUGCCAGCAGGGCUCGAAAGUUUUUGUGCGCCUGCGCUGUGAAUGGUAAAGCAGUGGCGGUGCCAAGUGGUGCCGAGAAAGUGUUGGUAGUGGAUGCUGCAAAUGGUCAGGCUUCCGCCCUCGACCUCCCUGCAGGCGUUGAUGCAAGCAGACCCCGCAAAUAUGAGUCAGUUUGCAGCAUGAAGGGGCGGGCCGUGGCGGUGCCAUUUGAUGCUGAGAUGGUUUUGGUGGUGGAUCCUACAGCUGGCAAGGCUUCGGCCAUCGACCUCCCAGCAAGCAUGCCAUCUUGCAGCAUGAACGGAACAAUUUUUGUUGAACAGACUUUGGGUAUGCGUUUGUCUACAGACUGCCUCAACCCCACCCUCCACCAUAGUAAUAUUCACUGCUUGCCAAUAUACGCCGAGCUCCUGGCAGCUUUGCUGAGCUGCUGGGUGCACACGGACGAGCGAGAGCCACCGCAGAUCGAGUAUGCAGCCAUGCACGUCCACCGGCUGAUCCAGCCGGCUGGCGUUGGUUCAACUGUAAACUUUGCAACCGUGACAGCUGAAUUGCCAACUGGCAACGUGCUGUACGUGGUCUUGAAGAGCAACUUCUGCAUCCUGGACUUCCUGAGUUGGAAUCUGGAGCUGGAUCAUACAAUGACCCAGGAUCCCGAUUUCUUCAUCCAUGCUGGAGCAGCAAGAGCCGUUCAGGAUGCGCUCUUCUGGCUAGAGCACAACUUGCUGGAGCGGCUGAAGGAGGCAAAGAAGAACCGGACGUGGAGGAUUAUCUUCACCGGCCAUUCCUCAGGAGGAAUGUAUGCUGCAGUGCUCCUUUUCUUGUUCUGGAAGAAGAUGGGAUCGACGGAUGUUGGUUGCUUGUUGUGUAACUUCGAUGUGCAGUGCGUCACCUUUGGCUCUCCAAUGGUCUUCGGUGGCGGCUCCCAGCAAGCUCAGGACUUCAAAGCAUUUGCGCAGAAGCGAGCGGUGAACUACAUCAACGGGAACGACCCCUGCCCCCGCGCCUGGGGUGCCAUCAACCUCCGGCGCUUUGUGGAAGUAGCGGUCCAGAGUGCCGAGAGCGGACUCGUGGAUGAUCUUCGUAGCAUCGACGGGUUGGUUGCCUCACAGGCCGUGACGGCAGCAGCACGACAGUUGCUGAGCCGCCCGGACUUCCACUUCAUGGAAGAUGUUGCGAAGAGAUAUCAGCAUUUCGCGGAGUUGAGGGUUCUGAGCCCACAGAGUCAGUUCUCUCACUGGAGAGGCUUCUGUCACGCCCCAGACAGCCUCCGUGAUCACUCCAUGCUUGCUUACAUGUCCCGUCUCUUCGAUGCCUUCAGUGCGGACAGCUCAGAGUGCUAUGUACACAGCCAGACUGCCCGAGUCGAGCAGUCUCGGAAGGUCUCGGUGCGCACGGGUGGCAAAGCCUACUUUGAAAGUGCAACGGCAGUCGCAGUGCCGCGGAAUGCUGAGAAGAUUUCGGUGGUGGACCCUGCAACUGGCCAGGCUUCGGCCAUCGAGCUUCCCACGGGCAUCGAUGCAAGCAGGAGGGAGAAAUUUGUGUCCGUCUGCAACGUGAACGGCAAGGCAGUGGCAGUGCCUGCACAUGCUGAGAAGAUUUUGGUGGUGGACCCUGCCAAUGGCCAGGCUUUGGCCAUCGACCUCCCUGAAGGCAUUGAUGCAGGCAGGGCGGGGAAAUUUCGGUCCGUCUGCAAUGUGAACGGCAAAGCAGUGGCGGCGCCGUAUGAUGCUGAGAAGAUUCUGGUGGUGGACCCUGCAGCUGGACGGGCUUCUGCCAUCGACCUCCCCGCAGGAAUCGAUGCAAGCAGGACGAGCAAGUUUGUGUCCGUCUUCAGCAUGAAUGGCAAAGCAGUGGCAGCGCCAUAUGAUGCGGAGAAGAUUUUGGUGGUGGACCCCGCAACUGGCCAGGUUUCGGCUAUCGACCUCCCGACAGGCAUCGAUCCAAGCAGGAGGGGGAAAUUUGUGUCCGUCUUCAACAUGAACGUGAAAGCAAUUGUGGUGCCCUAUCAUGGAGAGAAGAUUUUGGUGGUGGACCUCGCAAAUGGCCAGGCUUCCGCCAUCGACCUCCCUGCGGGCAUUGAUGCAAGCAGGGAAGGGAAAUAUCUGUCCGUUUGCAACGUGAACGGCAAGGCAGUGUCCGUUCCUGCCCACGCUGAGAAGGUUGUUGUUGUGGACCCUGCCACCGGCCACGCUUCGGCCAUCGACCUCCCGGAAAGCAUUGAUGCAAGCAGGGUCGACAAAUUCUGGUCCGUCUGCAACGUGAGCGACAAGGCAGUUGCUGUGCCUGUUGGUGCUGCAGCGAUUUUGGUGGUUGACCCUCUGGCUGGGCAGGCCUCGGCCAUCGACCUCCCCAAGGGCAUUGAUGCAAGCAGAGAGUAUAAAUAUGUGUCCGUCUGCAACGUGAACGGCAAGGCCGUGGCAGUGCCGUUCAGUGCCGAGAAAACUUUGGUCGUGGAGUUGCCGCCCUCCAAAGCCGGCCAGCUCAACCUCAGCCUGCAGCAAAGCACUGUCCAGCAGACGCCCGUUUUCGCCGAGCUCGUGGCCGCUUUGUUGAGCUACUGGGUGUACACGGACGAGCCAGAACCUCCACAACUCGAUCAUGCUUCCAUGCAGGUUCAUCGAGUGAUUCAGCCUGGGGAGUUUGGCUCGUCCGUCAAGAUCGCAAGAGUCACUGCUGACCUGCCAACUGGCAAAGUGAUGUAUGUCGUCUUCAAAGGCACUUCGUACAUCUUGGAUUUCUUAAACUGGAAUCUGGAGCUGAAUCACGCCAUGACCCAAGAUCCCGACUUCUUCGUCCACGGCGGAGCAGCGAGCACCCUUCACGCGGCAAGCUUCUGGCUCGAGCAAGGCUUGCUAAAGCAUCUGGAGGAGGCGAGUGGGAAUGGGGUCCGUAGGGUCAUCCUCACAGGGCAUUCUUUGGGAGGAAUGUACGCAGAAGUGCUACUCUACCUUCUCUGGAAGAAGAUGGAAAGCCCUUCGCAAACUUCGAAGGAUGUUGUGUCCUUUCUGUCCGAUCUCGACAUGCGGUGCGUCACGUUUGGCUCUCCGAUGGUCUUCGGCGGUGGCUCCCAGCAAGCGCAGGAAUUCAAGGCAUUUGCACAGCAGCGAGCUGUGAACUACAUCAAUGAGAACGACCCCUGCCCACGCGCAUGGGGCGCCGUUGAUCUCCGGCCGUUUGUGGAAGUGGCGGCCCACAGCGUCCAGAACGGGCUGGUCGACGAGUUCGGCAGCGUGAAGGGCUUCGUUGCCUCGCAGGCCCUUGCAGCAGCAGCCCAGCAAGUCUUGAAUCGACCGGACUUCCAGCUGUUGGAGGAGUUCGCUGGCCGGUAUCAGCACUUUGCAGAGCUGAAGGUGCUAAGCUCAGAGAGGCGGGCCGCUCGCUGGAACGAGUUCCUGCUCACACCAACUAGUCUCGGUGACCACACCAUGCUAGCCUACGUGAACCGGCUCUUCGACGCCUUCGAUGACAGCCGGCCCGAGUGCCACAUUCACAGCCAGAUUGCCCGAGUCGAGCAGUCCCGGGACUUGCCUGAGCGCAGGGGUGGCAAAGCGACAACCAUCGACCUCCCCGCAGGGAUUGAUGCUCGCGGAUUUCGGAAAUUUGGUUCUGUCUGCAACGUGAAUGGCAAGGCAGUCGCGGCGCCGUACGAUGCCGAAAAGGCUUUGAUGGUGGAUCCUGCAACUGGCCAUGCUUCGGCCAUCGACCUCCCCGCGGGCAUUGAUGCAAGCAGGUCCGCCAAAUUUUGGUCAAUGAGCGACGUGAACGGCAAGGCAGUGGCGGUGCCGUGGAAUGAUGAUGUAGGCACAGUUGGCAAAUCUGCGGUUGUCUGCACCUCGAAGAUUUUGGUGGUGGACCCUGGAACUGGACAGGCUUCGGCCAUCGACCUCCCCGCAGGCAUUGAUGCAAGGACGAUAGUGAAAUUUGUGUCCGCGUGCAACGUGAACGGCAAGGCAGUGGCGGCUUCGGCCAUCGACCUCCCUGCAGGCAUUAAUGCAAGCAGGACUUAUCAGGCUAAAUAUUGGUCCGUCUGCAACGUGAAUGGCAAGGCAGUGGUGGUGCCGCUCGGCCUGCAUCAAAGCACUGUUCAGGAGACGUCCGUUUUCGCCGAGCUCGUAGCAGCUGUGUUGAGCUACUGGGUGUACACAGACGAGCCGGAACCUCCAGAACUCGAUCAUGCUUCCAUGCAAGUCCAUCGAGUGAUUCAGCCUGGCGAGUUUGGCUCAGCUGUCAAGAUCGCAACGGUCACGGCUGACCUGCCGACUGGCCAGGUGCUGUACGUCGUGUUCAAGGGCACCUCCUACAUGUUGGAUUUCCUCAACUGGAAUCUGGAGCUCAAUCAUGCCAUGACUCAAGAUCCCGACUUCUUCGUCCACAGCGGAGCAGCCGGCACCAUUCAGUCGGCAAGCUUCUGGCUUGAGCAGACGUUUCUAGCGCGGCUGGGGGAGGCGAGGGAGAACGGGGUGCGGAGAGUUGUCUUCACAGGUCACUCCCUUGGAGGAAUGCAUGCAGCACUGCUGCUCUACUUGUUUUGGAAGAAGAUGGACGAUGCAGCACGAGAUGUUGUGUCCGUUCUGUCCGGAUUCGAUGUGUGGUGCGUCACCUUUGGGUCUCCGAUGGUCUUUGGUGGUGGCUCCCGGCAAGCUCAGGAAUUGAAAGACUUCGCGCAGGGGCGAGCCGUGAACUACUUUUACUUUUACGAGAACGACCCCUGCCCACGCGCGUGGGGUGCCGUGAAUCUCCGGCGCUUCGUGGAAGUGGCUGCUAAAAGUGUCCAGAACGGACUGGUGGACGAGCUGGGCAGUGUCAAAGGGUUCGUUGCCUCGCGGCCGUGGCUGGAGCAGCGCAGCAAGUAUUGA